Molecule: messenger RNA, 1251 nt
Organism: Solenopsis invicta (red fire ant)
Lineage: Eukaryota; Metazoa; Arthropoda; Insecta; Hymenoptera; Formicidae
Exons: 1
Coding region: 1-1251 (416 amino acids)
Biological process (GO): DNA replication, removal of RNA primer
Molecular function (GO): RNA-DNA hybrid ribonuclease activity; nucleic acid binding
Source: RefSeq, a predicted model, not a curated record
AUGCUAUACGAAUCCAAAGAACCCCCAUUAGAAGUCAGAAUCUCUCAUAUUUCCUCUAAAUACAUUUACAAAGCCCUUGCCAAUAAAAGUAAUCCUGCCACUUCUUACCUUAAAUCUCUCAGGUAUCUGGUGAAGUCACCACAGGAUAAAAUCAAUCUCAUUAAAAAAUUCCCAAUUUUUGGAAUUUACAUCCAAGCUUCAAGAGACUUAACAAAAAUAUUUCGUAGCACUAUUCCUCCGAAAUUCCAAUACCCUUAUUCUGCCUACUCAUUCUCCCCACAAAUCAACAAUUCUCUCACGAAGUUGAAUAAAGAUGCCUCUCAGGACCUUGUCAACCAAUGUUUCCGGCACUUAGCUGAUAAACUCUUCAAAGAACACACUCAUCUUUACACGGAUGGCUCAAAAUCUGAACUCUCUCUGGCCGUCGGAGCCAGCGUAUACAUCCCUAGUCUAAAUAAAGCCAUAAUGCAUAAACUUCCUGCAGAAACAUCCAUCUUCUCUGCCGAAGCUUGGGCGCUGCUUGAAGCCAUAGGAAUUAUCGAAGAACUUCACUGGAUCAAUUCCGUCAUUUUCACCGACUCACUAAGCGUGCUUCAAGCUAUCUCGCAAUACAAUCACAAGGCCGACAACCACAUUAUAUACAGACUUAAACAUAAGCUCUUUCUUCUAGACAAAUUUAACUUCAACCUGACACUAUGCUGGGUCCCGGCACAUAAGGGAAUUCCAGGAAACGAAAACGCAGAUCAAGCUGCCAAAAUUGCGUCCCGUCAAGGAUUCAUUCCCCCGUUCCGCAUUCCGUACGCGGACUAUUUUGCCGAGAUCAACUGUAAUACCACCAACAAAUUCAGAGCUUAUCUGGAAGAAGCGGCACAAGCUAACGGCACCCAACAUGCUUCUUUAUACCAACAUACUCUUUAUAAGCGCCCUUGGUUUCAUCGCAAACCUCUUGACAGAGAAGAAAUAGUAAUAAUCAACCGACUCAGAAGCAACCACUACAACUUAAAAUACAGCUUAUUCAGAAAAAACAUGUCAGACUCACCAAACUGCCCCUGUGGGGAAGGUCGGCAGGACGCCAAUCAUAUCAUUUUUUAUUGUCCUAUUACCAUUCCGAAAUCAUCUAAUCUCAGACAAUACCUUAAAGAUAAAUAUCCUUCAUUCCAAAUCAACAUCUUUUCUAUCCUUGGCUACCCUACUACUAAACUAUGUCGCCUCAUACUUUCAUAUUUCAAGUCGUGUGAACUCAACAUUUGA